Messenger RNA from Ornithodoros turicata, 4900 nucleotides. RefSeq lists its product as uncharacterized. Gene Ontology annotation, biological process: mitotic sister chromatid cohesion. The transcript has 35 exons. Gene Ontology annotation, cellular component: chromosome; mitotic cohesin complex. NCBI's taxonomy places the organism in Eukaryota, Metazoa, Arthropoda, Arachnida, Ixodida, Argasidae. Gene Ontology annotation, molecular function: double-stranded DNA binding; ATP binding; protein binding. The record is from RefSeq and is a predicted model, not a curated record. Bases 612 to 4343 code for a protein of 1243 amino acids.
AUAAUAGUAUCAAUCCUCUGAAUAAAACUGGUAGACAAUGCCACCAUCGAUUUUUUUCUUUUUUUAAAAUAAAUGAUCAGACAAAUGCAAAUUUAAAACGCUGAUGCUCCUGUUUUAUUCGUUCACACAUUCGUGUGCACAUUGCAGUCCUUUUAAAUUAUUUAUCUCGUCCAAAACCGACAGAAAACUGGAAAACUUGGCUGUAGCAGGGUUUCGGGUUUGGUUUCACGAGUAGUUCCAGUUGUUUAUUAUCCGUGUCAUCUGUAAAGUGUUUUUUCUUUCUUUUUAACAAGAAUUUGGAAUUUCUUUGCAAGAGUAAAUGUAGGAAGCAGAGGAAACCAGAACAAACAGUCGCAACGACGAAACAAGAAAAAAAGAAAAAAAAAGUCAGAUCCCAUGUGACUAAACUAACCAAUCGACGCUCGUUCCGCAGACGCGACCUUUCUAUUGGUUGCGUUUCGAAACCACAGGUGGGCCGGUGGGCAGGCAGGUCAUUAACGGCUUUCGAAGAGCGCAGCGCGUCGCUUGUACGGAAUGUGCGUACGUUUUUUCUUACUUUGUUCAAAUUAACUACAGGACAGACCUCGUUGUGUCUGUUUCAGGUGAUCGCCAUGCGAAUCGAAAGCGUGACUCUUCAGAGCUAUCUAAGCUUCAGACACGAAACGACAGUUGGUCCAUUUUCAAAGGGGCUCAACGUGCUAAUUGGCUUGAAUGGAAGUGGCAAAAGCAACAUAUUGCAUGCUCUCACUGAUGUGCUAAAUGACGCUUCCAUUUCGACGCAACCAAGCGGAAGACGUUAUCUGCUCCACAAUGGUGAAGCCCGCGCAUCCAUUACCGUAGUUAUCAACAACGAGGAUCAACGCAUACAAGGCUCCAAAUUUAUCACACUGAAGCGAGAAAUCAGCCCGGUGACAAAUAAAUUUUACAUCGAGAAGAAACUGGUGGAAAAAGAGAAAAUUCGUGACCUGCUGAGUACCGUGGGGAUGGCUCAAGAAAUAAACCACCAUAUCAUUUCACAGGGACAGAUCUUAAGCAUGACCCUGGUAAGCCCAGAAGAGCGCAUGCUGCAGCUGAAAACCUUCCUGGGACUGGACAAAUUUGAAUACGCCAUCACGACGGGCAACAGUUGGCUGAAUGAUGCCAUUCACGCCAGAGAAAAGUUGCGGGAAGAGGUUGCACGUCAGACCCGUGCCCUCGAGGCGCAGAGUACGGAACUGGAACAAGUCAAACGGAGAGGAAUCUUGGAGCAAAAAGACAGGACAAUCUCUUGCAUUCAAUAUCGAAGAGAGCAAGCCAAGCUCAAGAAAAAGCUGCAGGAGGCGAGAGAAAAGCUACAACGACAGUCUUCAGAGGAGGAGCAAGAGCUGCGGACAAUCAGAAACAGGCGUACACUACUAGAGCACGAAAUUGAAUUGGAGGCCGAUCGGGAACGGUUGGACCAGGUUCGAUGGGAACAGGAUAUGGAACAAGGAGAAGAGAUUGCUCGGCAAAUUCAACGUACCAGAUGUCGGGGCCAAGAACUGGAGGAAGAAGUUGACAAAAUGGAAACAGAGAUAAACUUAAAAAGCAACCGACUUGUCGAAAUGACAAGUAAGGCCCAGGAAAUAGAUGACGAACUGUUAAAGCUCCAACAGAAGAUCGAUGGACGAGAACAGACCACUGCAGAGCUUCUAAAUGAAACUAAAGCCUCGGAGCAGAAGAAAGGAGCCACGAUCGGUGCUCACAGCAGAGCCAACAUGAACCCGGAAGAACGCAACACGUUUCUGCGGAACCGUCUGGCCUGGAUUCGCGAAACUUGCCAUCGUAAACAGAACGAGCUUGAUGAUCACACACGAGCCAUAUCACAAGCACAGGAAGAGUUAGCUAGAGCACAGCAGGAGCUGACAAGAGGCAAAGCUGAACAGGAGCAUCUUAACCGGUUCAUUUACCAGUUUCACCAAGAGGUCAUGGAUUUAAAAAAGCAGAAAAGGAAGACCAUCGAGGACAUCACGGACCUCGAAAGGCAAAGAGCCGUUAAAAGCCAGGUCGAACGCAACAGCCAAGUGCACGUCCGUGAAGCAUGCAGCAAACUAGCAAGGGUCAUGGGAAAGGGUGCAUGCCAGGGCUGGCAAGGAAUAGAGAAAGUAGUGAGGGAUCUAAGGACCACUCACGGGGAUGACCAUCCUCUGGUGAAGUCUUAUCAUGGGCCUCUGGUAAAGUAUCUGGAAGUAGACGAAAAUUAUGAAGUCCCUGUCAAUGUGGUGAUGGGAUCCAGGAUGUUCAAGUUGAUAGUGGACACAGAUACAGCGGCCACAGGUUUGUUAAAGAUCUUCAACCAGAAGAAGAUGCCUGGCUGGGUGGAAUUUUGUGCUCUGAACCGACACAUGAAGCCUCCAGAAGAACUUGACGUUCCAGAACAGUUGACCCAGGACCUCAUUCCACUGACUUCAUGCGUCCGAUCCGCUGCCAUAGCGCGCGAUUUUGCAGAAUCACUUCUGGUCCGUAAAUUCCUUUGUCGAACCAUGCAGCUGGCAGCGCACGCGAGAAAAAUCCUCCGAGGGGCUACGUUGAUCACCCCAGAGGGUGACAGAUUGGACCCGAGAGGAGCAAUGACCGGCGGAUUUAUUGACACCACGAAGCUGGGAACGAGUCUUUUCAGGACUUACAAAGAAGUCUCAGAUGCGUACAGUGCCCUCGUUAGUGAGGGGAAUGCACUAGAUCAAAGGAUAAAAGAUCUCCGAGCUCUACAAGAAGAAGUGGACAGAAGGAUCGAGCGUAUCAACAGGAAGCUGGAACACCACAUAAAUUCUGUGGCAGACAACAAGCACAAAAUAGCUGCUUUUGAAAGAGAAAUUGCUACGUUUCAAGAGCUCGUCGACGGAAAACGUGAAGCCGUGAAGGUGCUUCAGGACGAGGUGCAGCUGCUGAGGAGAGAAGAGGUCCUCAUGGUCGACGAACAGCAUAACCCUCCACAAGCGGGACUCAGCGAACAAGAGUUGGAAGAAUUGGGAGAGCUGGAACAUCGGAUACGAGACAUGAGGAGGCGUUUCAGGGAGGAGAAUAAACUUCUUCAGGAACUUAAAGCCGCACGCUCUUCGAAGGCGCUCGAGAAAAGAUACCACAGCAGGACCUUGGAGGAGCUGAAUCAGGAAAUAGAGGAGCUGAAAGAAUCGCAUGAUCUGAAACAGGCUGAGAUUGAAGAGUCAGCACGUCACUUUAGCAUGAUGAAAAGGAAAAGGAGAAUCUCCAAUGUUGAUCAGCCGCGUCCAGUGUCAGAAAAACUAAAGGAUCUCAAAGAGGAGUUGCAUCUUUUGCUCGAACUCGAGCAGCGAAAAAAAGCUGAGCGAUCGGAAAGUCAGGCUGAGCAAGAUGCUUGCCGGCAAUUGAUGGCUUCACUGGAAGAACAGAUUGCUCAUUAUCAACGCUUGAUCAACAAAUGCGGUGCACCUUCUAGCUUCUACAGCGAAUACGACAAGAUGGAAACAAGCAGGGUGCGGCAGAUACAGAAGGAGCUAAGAGCUCAGCUUGAGCGUUACACACAUCUCAAUCUUCGGGUUAUGCGUGACUACGAUCGUAAAGUGCGCGCAAGAGAUGAUGCCGCCCGCAGAUUAGCCGACCUGGACACAAGUGAACAGCCCAUAAAGAAUGCACGAGACAGCCUGCAAGAAAACAGGGUCGAAGCUGUUACACUGAACAUCAAGCAAGUGUGUGCCUACUUUGAGCAGAUCUUCAAGCGCUUUGUCCCACAAGGUCGCGCAAAAGCUGUCAUCUCAGUGGACCACACUAGUCAAGAGGAAGGACAGACACAAGUGGACAGAAUGGUGAGACUGGAACUCAAGGCAUCGUUCCUCGAACACGGAGAGUUCAUGGACAUGCGGCAUCUCUCUGGUGGACAGAAAUCAGUUGUGCAACUCUGCUACACACUAGCUUUGCAGAAGGCAGACAUGUCACCAUUUUUCUUGUUUGACGAAGUCGAUGCCGCAUUGAGUGGGAGGCACUGUGCAACAUUGGCUGAAAUUGUUAAAGAGGCGAGUGAAACGGCACAAUUCAUCUGCGCAACGUUCAAACCCGAGCUCGUAAAUGUGGCCGAAAAUGUGUUCUACGUGUACAACAAGCAUGGCGCCACACACCUAAGAAAACUCACACACGAAGAAGCCAUGUCCUUCAUCACGGCAAGUUCGCGCCGCCAGAUGCACAUUGCGUCAGGGUUAGCAGCUCUUUCGCCACCACGAGAUUUGCAAGAAGCGCUCGAGCAGGACAGUCAGCUGACGACGUCUAUAAGGACACGCCAAAGUCUGUCGUCUUCGGGAUUGGAAGAUGACGAUGCGUCACCUGCUAGGACACCACAGAGGCAGACGAGCUAAUGGAAAAACAUUUCCAGCUUCCAGGCUACCAAGGCAGGACACUUGGGUUUCCUGUGCUUAUUUGUUGUUAUAUUGGUGUACGUUACAUUCACUGACUGACGUGGUUGCAUCACCUGACUCAUAACCUAAUUUAGUUUUAUUUGCCACAGUGACACCUCCCAAUAUAUUGAACUACGGACUUAUUUAUUUUUAUUGACUAAUUUAUCUAUUUAUUUAUUACUUAUUUAUUUAUUAGCAACUAAAACCUUACUUGGAGCUGAGUCAUCUAGUCUUGCUAAUAUACUAGCUACUAGCCUCCAUUAAACUUGUCACUUGUCUUUGCAUUUACACAGUUCAGUCACAUAUUAUUUGUGUGACAAAGGGUACACAUUCCUAACAUGACAAAUUUAUUUAUUGAUGCGUUCACUAGUCAUUUUCUGCAGAAAUAUGUAUUUACAAGGAUUUAUGACAAUGCUGUUAACAGCAGAAAAAGUGUAUAAUAAAUUGUAUUUUUUUCUAUUGCAUUCGUGUUUACUGUCUUAAUGUCCCUGUUGACAAAUAAAAUGCAGAUUCACUCA